This is a messenger RNA of Tricharina praecox, 847 nucleotides long. RefSeq lists its product as uncharacterized. The transcript has a single exon. Lineage: Eukaryota; Fungi; Ascomycota; Pezizomycetes; Pezizales; Pyronemataceae. The record is from RefSeq and is a predicted model, not a curated record. Bases 127 to 798 code for a protein of 223 amino acids.
GGCGGCGGGGCGGGGCCGGGCGGGGCGUAGGUGCUGGUGGUGGUCACUGGUGGUCACUUGUGGGGUUUCCAUUGUAGACUUUGCACUUCUACCGUGGAGAGCGACUACACACACACAGCUGAGUCUAUGAUAAUAGUAGCGACACUCCAGAGUACUAUCGAGUACAGACUACAACUCUUCACAAUUCCAUACCUCACACCUCUUCUCUUCUCUUCUCUUCUCUUCUCACUUCACACUUCUUCCAUACGUCUCCAAGCCCCUUCACCCUUCACCCUUCACCUCACCCAUCGUCAAAGCGGCGGCGGCGCAUGGUCUCGCAGACAUAUUAAUUUCUACCAAGGGUCAUCACAACAGCAAGAGCAGGGGGCAACCGUGAUCGGAAAGCUCCACAAGCGAUCUGACGCAGCACCAAUUCGGCCGGCGCGAUUACGAUCCCACCUCGAAGAAACCGAUCCGUCGCUCCCAGCCUCCAGCCUCCGCAGCAAAGUUCUGUCACACGUUUCAUCUUUUCGACUUUCGGAGGCUGUUGUGGCAGGGGUGUGUGUGUGGGAGGGGGAGGGUAGGGAUCACCCCACCCCGGGGAUGCUUGGCGCCGAGGGGGAAGGGCCAAUUGCGAGAGAGUGGGAGGUCACCACUCUGGGGGAGACUAGGGAAGAGGAGGAGGGGACCGCUUUAUAUAUGUAUUUACAUACGGAAGAUAUGAUAUGUAUGUUCGACCGUCGCCGGAAACCUAGGUGCCGUCCCCGCGAAAAGGUCAAAGAUCAAAGAAUGGCUCGGAGGGGAGAGGAGAGGAGGUGAGGGGAGAAUGCCGCCCCGGCAAGGGCAGUCAUCAAGGGGAAGGGGGAGG